UAGUUUGAACGAACAUGAUGGUAUGGAUAAACAUGAUAAUAUGAACGAACAUAAUAGUAUGAAUGAACAUGACAGUGGCAGGGAUGAAUACCAUAAUUAUGAGCCUGAAGAAAACAUUACUGAAGAUGCGAAUGAUGAUUAUGAAAUACAAAAGGUUUUUAAUAGUUGGGAUGUUGCUAUGGAAGAAAUUGAGAAAUAUGCACAUCGUAAAG
This is a messenger RNA of Dentiscutata erythropus, 212 nucleotides long. NCBI's taxonomy places the organism in Eukaryota, Fungi, Glomeromycota, Glomeromycetes, Diversisporales, Gigasporaceae. The record is from the annotation of a GenBank genome assembly.